CUCCCUCAGCCUCUCCUCAUAGGGUCUGUGCUCGAGUCCCUUCACCAGCCCAGUUGCCUCCUUUGGACCCGUUCCAGGACAUUGAUAUCCUUCACAAUGAAAAGCCUUUAGAUUUAGCAGAGAAAGAAGUGGAAGUAUUGUACCUACUUCAUGCUGAGGGAGGUGGAUCCUUAAGUACAUGCAGCUUUCUUUGUGGUUACAAAAAAUCUGACGUUGUUUUCCCAAAGACUGUAGUUUGGAUAGCUCUAUCCCAGUGCUGCAAUUGUUGAUUCUGGAACGUUGCCCUUGUUAAGCCUUGUUAAGGUUUGUACCUCCUGGCUUUGUGACAAGACUUGUGUGGCCUCUGUGGUACUGAAGCAACCAGCUUCUGAAGCAACCAGCUCCUUGCUUCAUGCUGCAUAGGCUGCGGAAUUCUUUUAAACAGAUGUUUGCAAUCUGAAUAGAAGGAAGGAGGUAACUUUAAUAAGUGAUAACAUGAGACUUAAUAGCUCUUCUCCAUUAAUCUGUAGCUGAUGGAUGUAUCCAGCUUGUACAUUUCACUCUGUACUGAAAUGGCUCCUUGCACCAGUGCCACAGGACUGCUCCUCUGAUGCCAUACACGUCUCCGUGGGACCUGUGGAUGUCUUCCCUCUGAAUGGCUCUCCUGCAGCUUUCCAGUCUCUCCACGCUGCUGCUGUGGGCUUGGGUGGGCUCCUUCUCCUGCCACAACACAGUUGCUCCCCCACAAGACCUUCAGAUCACUGACCCUGGACUUUUAGGUUCUCUCGAUAUAGAGUGGAAACCUCCACCCAAUGUACAAAGUUCAAGUGAAUGCACAGUGAAAUACAAGCUUGAAUACUGCAACUCUGGUGACAGAGAUUGGAAGGUUAUUUUUACUAAGAAGCUAAAAUUCAGAGCUGGAUUUGACCUCAGCAGGACUGCUGAAGUAAAGGUACAGACACUGCUUGAAGGAAGGUGUACCAGCAACGUGGAGGUGCAAAGUGACUGGAUUUAUGCCACCUUUCAGAUCCCAUUGCAAGGAAAAGUCGAAUCAGAGGUUCAGAAUUUCAACUGCAUCUAUCACAACUGGGAAUACCUCAAGUGUACUUGGCAACCAGGUGUCCUUGCUCCUCAUGGUGUACAUUAUGGACUGUACUAUUGGUAUGAGGGGCUGGACCACGCAGCACAGUGUGAUCAUUAUAUCCAGGAUCAUGGUAUAAACAUUGGCUGCAUGUUGCAGAAUCUGAGCCAGGCAGAAUACAGGGAGCUGAGCAUUUGUGUCAAUGGUUCAGCAGCAGCCACUCUGGUACAGCCACUGUACAUCACCCUUCACCUUCACAACCUAGCAAAGCCCUUUCCCCCAAAGGACCUGGUGGUUUCCAUGUCUGCAGCAGAGGAGCUACAGGUGGCUUGGAGCCCACCGGGUGGCAAAACACCUCCCCAGUGCUUGGAGUAUGAGGUUCAGCUGACAGAAGAUCAGGGGGAGACCAAAGCUGCCUGGGUGUCUGUGCCGACUCAACUGGAGACCACUUUAACCAUUCCCAGAGCAAAUCACAGUCGCAUCUCAUGUGUUCGUGUCAGAGGAAGAACAAAUAUUUUCUGUGCUGACCAGGGCUUUUGGAGUGAAUGGACACAGGAAUGUUUCUCUGUGCCCAGAAAAGGGAACAAGCAGCUACUUAUCCUCAUUUCAGUCGUCAUGAGUUUGUCAAGUAGCCUCAUAAUAUUUCUGUUGAUUGGCCAGUGCAAGAAAAGAUCCCCAGCAGGAAAGCCAGUGAAUGCAUCGGUGGGAUGCUAACUCUGCCCAUGGCUGCUGUAUCACUUGCGUUUGAUGGAUUGCUCUUAGAAUCUCAUCCCAAGGAGAGCCAAAUAGCCAUGAGCUUUCUAUAGCCCAUGUGGAUCUUUCUUCCCUGCUGCCCUCUGCAAGGCUCAUUGCUGCAAUUUAUGUCCUCAGUGGGCCCAGGAAAACAUUGAAGGAAUUUUAAACUGACUCAGGAGCAAGCUGUUUCUGAUAACAGGACAAGGGAGAAAAAGGAGGCAGCAGAAACUGCUCUGAAUAAAGAUAACACAUUGCUCUGUGGGUUUGUUUGUUUGUUGUAU
Molecule: messenger RNA, 2076 nt
Organism: Calypte anna (Anna's hummingbird)
Lineage: Eukaryota; Metazoa; Chordata; Aves; Apodiformes; Trochilidae
Gene: IL13RA2
Product: interleukin 13 receptor subunit alpha 2
Exons: 11
Coding region: 635-1774 (379 amino acids)
Biological process (GO): cytokine-mediated signaling pathway
Cellular component (GO): external side of plasma membrane
Molecular function (GO): cytokine receptor activity; protein binding
Source: RefSeq, a predicted model, not a curated record